Messenger RNA from Actinia tenebrosa (Australian red waratah sea anemone), 1449 nucleotides. Its product is annotated as peroxynitrite isomerase THAP4. The record is from RefSeq and is a predicted model, not a curated record. NCBI's taxonomy places the organism in Eukaryota, Metazoa, Cnidaria, Anthozoa, Actiniaria, Actiniidae.
CCCUCCCCAGUGGGGUGUAUUUUUGUCUAGCGUACAAUAACAAGACGUAAAGAUGUUUGGGUUGUUGUUUCGAAGUGUUCGUCGUCCAUUUUGUUUUGAAUUGUCCAAGACAAUGAGUUCUCAAGCCUCCUCCAAGCCUCCCAUUGAUCAAGCACUUACUCCCAUUUCCUGGCUGAUUGGGAAGUGGAAGGGAGAAGGUUGUGGCAUUUAUCCUACGAUAAGUCCAUUUACGUACCUUGAAGAGGUGACUUUUGACCAUUUUGGGAAACCAAUCCUCACCUAUGAUGCAAAGAGCUUUAGCACUACUGACCAAACUCCCAUGCAUUAUGAGAGUGGCUUCCUGAGGAUAAAGCCUGGUACUACAACAUUAGCUUUUAUGGUAGCACAAAAUGCAGGAAUCAGUGAAGUUGAGGAAGGUGAGGUGAAGGACAAAGAGAUUCAUUUAUUGUCACAUACUAUUGGAAGGAUGACAUUUGGAGCAGACCCUAAAGUGACCAAGGUGGAAAGGAUCUAUCGCCUAACUACAGACCAGGACACCAUGGAAUACAUUAUGCACAUGGAAACAGACCGUACACCUCACGCACAACACCUACACAUCACUUACAAGAGAGUGAAAGACAACUAGAAUACUAACAAGGUAGCAACGACAACCUGGCUAAAGUAUCAGGAAGAUAAAUGGGAAAGUAUAGAAUCAAUGGAAUGAAGGAGAAAAAGCAGUUUCACAUGAAUGCAAUAGAAAAGAUAAUAUUUUGUAGACAUAAUGUAUAUUGACCUGCAAUAGGUCUUAUCUAAGAUAGUGAGCAUCCCAAUAUUGUGGUCUAGUUACAGUAACAUCUUUCAUUUAUCAUGCCUUAAAUGGUGUAAACCACAGCUAGUAAACCAACAACUUGUAGUUUAUUUAUCAAUGUGGCUCAUGUGAUGUGAGUUAUGUUGGUUAUACAGCCCGUUAUCUGCACAAGAGUAUUGAAGAACGCCGUUAUUCAGCUACUGGAAAGCAUCAUCUAGGAGAACACAGUCUCACAACAGCACCACCCAGGCAGAACUUUACCAUCUUAAAAAAGUGCAAAACUUAAUUUGACUGCCUGAUUUACGAAAUGCUCAUCAUAAGGGAGGAGUCACACUAAAUCAGACUCAAUCAAAGCAAAACUCUUUUGUUGAUAAUCCUUUUCUAUAUAAUCACUGUAGCAUUAUUGACCUUAAAAUGCUUCUGACUUGAAUAUUGAUUUACUUGAUAAUGACAUCAGAUGAUGUCGAAACAUCGUAAUUUAGUAGCGUUUUUUAUUCAUUUUAAAUCUAUUAUUAAAAGCUAAACUUAUCAUUAAAUGGUGUUGUUUGUAGUAACCCAAGCUAUACCAGAACGCAUCAUAUUUUUGAAACUCAGAAAAGGUCUAUGUAGUGAUGGCUGUGCUGUGACAUAUUGGUUUGAAGUAAAGCUAAGAUUUAUUAGAA